This is a messenger RNA of Penicillium lagena, 1716 nucleotides long. Its product is annotated as serine hydrolase domain-containing protein. Bases 1 to 1716 code for a protein of 571 amino acids. The record is from RefSeq and is a predicted model, not a curated record. Lineage: Eukaryota; Fungi; Ascomycota; Eurotiomycetes; Eurotiales; Aspergillaceae. The transcript has 4 exons.
AUGCAAAAAACCUUCGCGGUUUUAUCGGCUCUUUUGCCGUUUGGUCUCGCGGCUUCGUCUAAACUCAACUACUGUUCUUUGUUGGGCCCUGUCUUCCCACCUCCCAUCCACCUCUCUGACAGUCCGUACUUUACUGCUGCAACCAAGGAUCUCUCGGGUAUACUUCAGGAUGCCAUCUAUGGCAACUCGAGCCUGAGCCCUAUAUUCAAGCCCAACCAAACCUCCUUCACAGUGCAAAUCUUUUCUUCCAAAGACGAGUCACCUCUUUUUGAAUCCUACUAUACUAGUCAGGCAGUCCAGGCGUACAAAGCCGGUGUCAAAAACAUAGACGAGAACACUGUAUUCCGAAUUGGCAGCGCCUCGAAGUUGGUCACCGUUCUGCUGCUUCUGAUCGAGAAGGGAGAGUCCGUGUUCAAUGAGCCCAUAGCCAAAUAUGUUCCUGAGAUACGGGAGGCCAUUGCUGCUAUGCGUUCUAAUACUACACAACAGCAAGACGCAAUUGACUUUCUAAGAUGGGAGCAGGUGACUAUUGGCGAACUUGCAAGCCAGAUGUCGGGUGUUCUUCGCGACUAUGGCUUUCUGGACCUUGCGCUUUCAAUUCCCAACCCAGCAAGUUCGGGCCUUCCAAUUCUCCCCAAGUCAGAAAUUCCUCCAUGUGGUGCCACUAUCGCGUGCAACAGAACCGAGUUCUUCCACGGUUUGAUGGCUGGGCAUCCUGUCGUGCCGGCUGGUUCCACGCCUAUUUAUUCGAACGCUGCAUACCAGAUUCUUGCCUAUGCAUUGGAAACCAUGACCGGCCAAAGCUAUCAGUCUAUACUUUCCAAAGAUCUCUUACACCCACUUGGUCUUGAGGGCUUCAGCUAUAGUGCACCAAAUGCAUCGGAGGGCAUUAUUCCGGAUCCAAUAUAUUGGGCACUUAGUGCCGGCGACGAAACACCAGCUGGUGGUCUCUACUCCUCUGUCAAGGACAUGUCAAGCAUUGGGCGUGCUAUCCUCAACAACACAUUGCUCCCAGAAAAUAUCAAGAGACGGUGGAUGAAGCCUGAUACGCACACGAGCUCCUUGGAGUUUAGUGUGGGUGCACCGUGGGAGAUCUACUCAUACAUGGAGGACUCGAGAGUGAUUGAUCUGUACACCAAAGCCGGCGAUCUGGGAGGCUACUCAUCAAUACUUGCUCUUUCUCCUGAUCACAACGUCGGCUUCACUAUUCUAGCUGCCGGUGUAGGAACUACGGAGGCUGUCGCAGGUCUUUCAGACCUUGUGGCUAACACGCUCCUUCCAGCUUUGGAGGAUGUCGGAAAGACAGAAGCCAAAACCAAUUUUGGGGGUGUUUACGAGUCGAGCCAGACGAACAGUACUAUUUCAAUCAGCACCGACAACGGGCCCGGUCUGAAAGUGGACUCUUGGGUCCGGGGUGGUGACAAUAUGUUAACCGUGCUCUCAGCUAUCGAGGAGAGUUCAGUCAAUAGUGUCCGUCUCUACCCGACAGGCUUGAACGCCCCAGGCGAGAUGUCAUUCCGCGCGAUUAUUCAGGAUUUAUCAGCUUCGCAAGGCGUCGGUCCUAUAACCCGGUCGUGCAACAGCUGGGAGUUGGCAGAUGGCAAGGUCUAUGGAAACAUUGGUAUAGACGAGUUCGUCUUCACUGUGGAUUCUUGUGGCAAGGGAACGGGACUGUCGCCUCGCGCCUGGCGGGACUACCUCAUCCGCAUGCAUUGA